AUGAAAAGAAAUUCAUACUUCUGCCGGCCUCUAGACCAUGAUUUGGAAUUUUGGAUAUUCAUUCCCACUACUCAUUAUUUCCACAUACUAAUGUUUUACUAUGAGAAUAAUUCUUACGAUAAAAUUUUUUUACAGUUUGCGUAUAGAUAUGAGAGUUAUUCUUUAGGAACGAAGUUCCUAAACCGUCGACAGAUGAAGUAACAUAAUUAUACAGAUAUUUUCUCGAUAAGAAAAGCUGAUUGACGACAUCUACAAUGAAGGAAACAAAAUCAUCCCGGUAAACAGUUUCGUUGAUUUGAUGAAUUCAAAUAAACACAGGUAAUAAUUUAUUGCAAAGAGAAUAAAGAGAAUAAGAUUAGUCAAAAUCAAUAUGAGCAUGCAUCAAUUUUCGUUACGUUUGUAUACCUUUUUACACGGAUCAACUAACCGAGUUUAAAAAAAU
Rhizophagus irregularis DAOM 181602=DAOM 197198 is the source of this 442-nucleotide messenger RNA. The record is from RefSeq and is a predicted model, not a curated record. Lineage: Eukaryota; Fungi; Glomeromycota; Glomeromycetes; Glomerales; Glomeraceae.